Leishmania mexicana MHOM/GT/2001/U1103 is the source of this 1278-nucleotide messenger RNA. RefSeq lists its product as hypothetical. The coding region runs from base 1 to 1278 and encodes 425 amino acids. Lineage: Eukaryota; Euglenozoa; Kinetoplastea; Trypanosomatida; Trypanosomatidae. The record is from RefSeq and is a predicted model, not a curated record. The transcript has a single exon.
AUGCCAGAGAACAGGCGCUUCCUCAAGGGCCUCAAAGACAAGCCACACCAUAUCACCAUCGCUCUAGAGGACUGGCAUGCUGCUUUACGCGGCAGGGUCAAGCCUCUUGCGUACCUCUACGGUGUCUCCCAUGAAGAAGUGAGAAGAGAGUUGCGGCGUGGAAACGUGGAGAACAGAACAUUUCGCAUCCGACACAUCGUCCCGCUCUUUGUGUCGAAGGAGGAGCUGCUCGACCGCAAAAAUCUGCAGCACAUUGCGAAGGAGCGCAACCUCGACGGGCGUGCUAUCAGGAACUGCAGGUACAGGUCAAAAUACGUACAGGCAUACGACGCAGACGUAAGGAGCGUGCCUCCUGCUCUGCCACUAGACAUUGGCGGUGCCCUUGCACAGGUGCUCACCGCACGCGUGACGACGUGCUUUGGUCUUCACCUUAUCGUCACCGUUCAAAACGACGACGCCGAGCAGCAGAGCGCGCCGUCGCUGCUGAUGGAUGUGGCGGUGCGCGCGCACCUGGAGCGGGUGCCGCUGCCCGCCUUGCACCGCCUUAUUUCGGACCUGUGCGAGGUCCGUGCGGCAUGGAAGCGAGACCUUCUUGCGCCCAGCGCUGCAGCCGCGAUCCAGGAGCAGGCGCUGCUGGGCAGAGAGCCCAUCAACGCGCUUCUCUACCACGUUUGCCUCUGGCAGCGUCGAUACCCUCUCGAGCUUUUGUCCGCCGUGCUCUCCUUCUACGAUGCGCACAAGCACCUUUUCUCCCCUGAUACCCCAGAAAGAUGCUCAGCAACGGCUCAACUUGAAUCUCUUCUGGAAGAAGUGCACUGCCUGCAGUAUCCGGACCUAAACGACGUACCGGGGCUAAUCCGCUGCGACGUCUUCAUGACGUAUCCCCAUAUGCCGCUGGAGGAGCAGCGGCAGCUGAUGCACAAGAUCGCCGCAGCUGUGGUUCACCGCGAGGCCGCUGGCACCCUGCAGCGCCAAAACACCAGCAUGGGAACCGAGGAGGAAUAUGUCACCGACAACUUGCUGCGACACUCUCGCACGCCUCCUGACCCACGGCUGCUUCUUCGCUCCUUCGUGGCGGGCGGUGCUGCCGUCAUACCGGAGCGCCUCUGCACUGGCAUGCCAACGCAGAAGUACCACGAGAUGCGAGCCGCCUUUGAGCGCCACAAGCACGACGGUGUCCGUCGCUUGGCCGCGCAGGACUAUGGCCGGGCGGCAACCGAACCUACCCCACCUCCCCCUCCUCUUCAACCGUCAGCAUUGUCAGUAGCGCCGUCGUAG